AUGACCUAUCGCACCACUCUGGACCUGCUUUUCAAAUCUCAGGAAUUUUAUCCUAACUACAAAUGUGAUAACCAGAAGAAUCUCAUGGGCAUCAUUGGAGGAUUAGAUGUCCCUACUUCAUCCUACAUGGCACAAAGUAUAAAUCUCUUCAAGAUUCCACAGGGAGAUUUACCUUCAAUGUUUAGUGGAAACUGUAGUGGGGAAGAGAAUGUGGAGAGUCUGCCUGCACCUCUGUUUGAGUUGCAGAUGACUAGCCAAAGCUACAGUAUCUACAAUGCUGUUUAUGCAGUGGCAUAUUCUUUGCAUGAGGCAGUGAGACCAAAAUCCCAACCAAGAGAAAUUCAAAGGAUUGAAUUUCCAAAUCUGCAGCCUUGGCAGGUAGUUACUCUGAGAUGCCCUGCAAGUGAAGCUUUUCCUGUUCCACAUGAGUGGUACCAGCCUGGUGAUCUUGUCAUUGGUGGGAUGGUGUCUCACAUUUUUUACCACUUUGAUGAAAUUGAAUUUAAGGAACACCCUUCUCUAAAACCUUAUGACUUACCUCUUGUAAUAACCAAAUUCUACCAGCAUGUCCUUGCCGUGGCCUUUGCUGUGAAGGAGAUCAAUGAGGACUCCCAGAUCUUACCUAACAUCACUCUUGGGUUCCAUAUCUAUGAUAGUUACUACAACCCAAGGUUGACCUAUCGUACCACUCUGGACCUACUUUUCAAAUCCCAGGAAUUUGUUCCUAACUACAAAUGUGAUACCCGGAAGAAUAUCAUGGCUAUCAUUGGAGGACUAGGUGCUCCUACUUCAUCCUUUAUGUCAGAAAGCAUAAACCUCUUCAAGAUUCCACAGGUUUUGCCUGUUUCUCUGUGUAAUGAUCCUUGUUCCCCUGGUUACUGGAAGAAAAGGGCUGAAGGGAGAGUGUUCUGUUGUUAUGAUUGUGUUCCAUGUUCAGAGGGGAAGAUUUCAAAUCAAACUGAUAUGGAUGACUGUUUUGAAUGUUCACAAGAUCAUUAUCCAAAUAAAGAAAAGAAAGGAUGUAUCCUGAAAUUGGUAGUCUUUCUAACUUUUGAAGAAACCUUGGGACAUUGUUUAGCCUCAGUUGCUUUUUGUUUCUUCUUCUUGACCUCUUGGGCACUUGGAACUUUUAUUAAGUACAGAGAGACUCCUAUUGUCAAAGUCAACAACCGGUUUCUCACCUACAUCCUACUUGUCUCUCUUCUGCUCUGUUUUCUCUCCUCUUUGUUCUUUCUCAGCCAGCCUGGCAAAGUGACCUGCCUUCUCCGACAAUCAAUGUUUGGCAUCACUUUCUCAGUGGCCAUUUCUAGUGUUCUGGCCAAAACCAUCACUGUAGUUGUUGCUUUCAUGGCCACUAAACCGGGAUCUCAGAUGAUGAGAUGGGUGGGGAAAAGAUUAGCUUUUUGCACUGUCCUUUCCUGUUCUCUUUUCCAAGUGUGUAUUUGUAUCCUUUGGUUGUUGAUAUCUCCCCCAUACCCUGAGUUGGACAUGCAUUCAGAGCUUCAACAAAUGAUUUUACAGUGCAAUGAGGGAUCAGCUUUCUUUUUCUUCUGUGUCUUGGGCUACAUGGGUAUCUUGGCCAUUGCCAGCUUUAUUGUGGCUUUUCUUGCCCGUAAAUUACCUGACAGCUUUAACGAAGCCAAGUUCAUCACCUUCAGCAUGUUGGCCUUUUGCAGUGUGUGGGUCUCCUUCUUUCCAGCCUAUCUGAGCACAAAAGGCAAAGCCAUGGUAGCUGUGGAGGUCUUCUCCAUCUUGUCCUCCAGUGCUGCAUUACUGGGAUGCAUAUUCUUGCCAAAGUGCUACAUCAUUGUUUUGCGGCCUGAGCUAAACCACAGGAAGCAACUCAUAAAGAGGAAUUAG
Molecule: messenger RNA, 1860 nt
Organism: Protobothrops mucrosquamatus (brown spotted pit viper)
Lineage: Eukaryota; Metazoa; Chordata; Lepidosauria; Squamata; Viperidae
Product: vomeronasal type-2 receptor 26-like
Exons: 6
Coding region: 1-1860 (619 amino acids)
Biological process (GO): G protein-coupled receptor signaling pathway
Cellular component (GO): membrane
Molecular function (GO): G protein-coupled receptor activity
Source: RefSeq, a predicted model, not a curated record